Lachnellula hyalina is the source of this 255-nucleotide messenger RNA. It is a transcript of the gene rpl37, whose product is annotated as 60S ribosomal protein. Gene Ontology annotation, molecular function: RNA binding; structural constituent of ribosome. Lineage: Eukaryota; Fungi; Ascomycota; Leotiomycetes; Helotiales; Lachnaceae. Gene Ontology annotation, biological process: translation. The transcript has 2 exons. Gene Ontology annotation, cellular component: cytosolic large ribosomal subunit; ribosome. The record is from RefSeq and is a predicted model, not a curated record. Bases 1 to 255 code for a protein of 84 amino acids.
AUGAAAACGGGUGGAAAGCUGACAUGGGAAUUAUCAGGUCGACGAUCCCUCCACAUCCAAAAGCAUACCUGCUCCUCCUGCGGAUACCCGGCUGCUAAGAUUCGGCAAUACAACUGGGGCGAGAAGGCAAAGCGUAGGAAGACAACUGGUACCGGUCGCAUGCGUCACAUGAAGGGUGUUCCUCGCAGAUUCAAGAACGGCUUCCAGACUGGUGCACCAAAGGAUUCGAGGGGACCAGCCACCAAGGCCGAGUAA